AUGCAGCGGUUCCUCGACCAAGACUCCCAGAGCACUGUUCUCGCUACUUGCUACAGUGCUGAGUCGUCGACCUCCGAGGUCCACGGCUUCCACUACUGCACUACCCUGGGUGCCGUCCUCCCCACGACAUCCUCGAUUCCCGCGCGGAACGAAUCUGGCCUGGAAAUAAGCCAGAGUACAAGGGGGGAGGCAGCGCAUAACAUCCCGGAAGAGUGUGAGAGACUCUUCUGUGACAGACUGUCUGCGACAUUCCUGGGUGAGAGGAAUUCCGUGGGACAGGAGUCACUGGGGAUGGAUGCGUUCGAAAAUAUCCAGUCAAAUCAAGUCGGGAACCCUCGUCAUCGAAUCCAGCUAUGGAUAGAAGUGUGGGAUUACUCUGGUGAUGCUAUCUACCGCGGAUUUGUGGCUGAACACAAUAAGGAGCGGACAUUGUUCGUCUUCUUCGAGGACCGUGCACUUGAACACGGCCUCAAAUCAGGCUUGAUUGCUCUGUUUGAACUUGCCGAUAUUGCUACCUUUGGGUGCUCGCAAAUAGUUGCCUGUGUCAGUCGCUCCCAGCGCACUGAUGAGAUGGAGCUCGUGCGAAGUCUAGGAUGGUGUGGAUUCAACCUCACCACCUUGGCACCCUGGGUCUCACGUGGUGACCAAGGGUCAUGUCUUAGUAAUAGAUGGCUUUUCUUGGUUGCUGAAGUCUAG
Penicillium crustosum is the source of this 696-nucleotide messenger RNA. RefSeq names its product ornithine decarboxylase antizyme. The transcript has 3 exons. Bases 1 to 696 code for a protein of 231 amino acids. Gene Ontology annotation, molecular function: ornithine decarboxylase inhibitor activity. NCBI's taxonomy places the organism in Eukaryota, Fungi, Ascomycota, Eurotiomycetes, Eurotiales, Aspergillaceae. Gene Ontology annotation, biological process: positive regulation of protein catabolic process. Gene Ontology annotation, cellular component: nucleus; cytoplasm. The record is from RefSeq and is a predicted model, not a curated record.